Eimeria necatrix is the source of this 489-nucleotide messenger RNA. RefSeq lists its product as hypothetical. The record is from RefSeq and is a predicted model, not a curated record. The coding region runs from base 1 to 489 and encodes 162 amino acids. NCBI's taxonomy places the organism in Eukaryota, Apicomplexa, Conoidasida, Eucoccidiorida, Eimeriidae. The transcript has a single exon.
AUGGCGCGCUUGAACUCCUGCCUGGCUCUCGCGCUCUGCUGCAGUGUCUUGCUGCUAGCUGCUCUCGGGGGAGGCGUUGCUGCUGCUGCCUCGGACUCCCGGAGUCUUCGAAGACCUUCAGGAGCUGUUAAAGACGCAGCAGCAGCAGCAGCAGAUGCUGCUGCUGCUUCCACUGCUGCUGCUUCCCCCGCGGACGAGUUCUCGGAGGCCGAGGGCGACGACGGCACAGAAGGGCCGCGCCGCAAGCGCCGCAGGCAGCAGCAGCAGCAGCAGCAGCAGCAGCAGCCAGAUGCAGAAACUCGGAGAAAAUAUGGCGAAGUCCUCAAGGAGCUGCAGGAUGACCCCAGAUAUAAAAGAGCAAGAGAUGCAAACAAUGCAAUGGCAGACCAGCGGGCUCGGCGAGUGAACCAGUUGAUUAAGCAGCAGCAGCAGCAGCAGCAGCAGCAGCAGGAGUACCGGCAGCAGCAGCAGCGGUUUAAGCGUAUUUGA